CACAUACUCACUCUUUUUCCCGUGUAACCUCAUUGAGCAAGCACGCGUUUUUCGUUGCCGUAGUGUUCCGACCGUUUUAGGAAAGCAGAACCUGAACCAACCGCCUCGGAAUGGGUCGUAUGCACGCUCCCGGUAAGGGUAUUUCCCAAUCGGCAUUGCCGUACCGCCGCUCGGUUCCUUCCUGGCUGAAACUGAAUGCUGAUGAUGUCAAGGAGCAGAUCAAGAAGCUUGGCAAGAAGGGUAUGACCCCGUCGCAGAUUGGUAUUAUUCUACGGGAUUCGCACGGUGUUGCACAGGUCCGGUUUGUGAAUGGCAACAAGGUCCUUCGCAUCAUGAAAGCCGUCGGUCUGAAGCCAGAUAUUCCAGAGGAUCUGUACUUCCUUAUCAAGAAGGCCGUCUCGAUCCGCAAGCAUUUGGAGCGCAACCGUAAGGACAUCGACAGCAAGUUCCGUUUGAUUUUGAUUGAGUCUCGCAUUCACCGAUUGGCUCGUUACUACAAAAUCAAAGCCGUGCUGCCCCCGAACUGGAAGUACGAGUCGAGCACUGCCUCGGCCCUAGUUGCCUAAAGAAGGGUUGCAGGAAGUUUUUUUAUAUAAUUCCCAUUCACUGUCCCUCCAGAGGAAGGAUAUGUUACACAAACGUUCAAAAUAUGUUUGCGGGGGACUUGUAAUGCUAAUAUUAAAGGAAUAAAAGUACAGAAAAUAAGGAAAA
This is a messenger RNA of Topomyia yanbarensis, 711 nucleotides long. It is a transcript of the gene RpS13, whose product is annotated as small ribosomal subunit protein uS15. Gene Ontology annotation, molecular function: small ribosomal subunit rRNA binding; structural constituent of ribosome. The transcript is spliced from 2 exons. Gene Ontology annotation, biological process: translation. Lineage: Eukaryota; Metazoa; Arthropoda; Insecta; Diptera; Culicidae. The record is from RefSeq and is a predicted model, not a curated record. The coding region runs from base 111 to 566 and encodes 151 amino acids. Gene Ontology annotation, cellular component: ribosome; nucleolus; cytosolic small ribosomal subunit.